AUGUAUAAAUUGAUAUCGGUGUGGCUGUGUUGGUGGAACUGUGUAGCGCUCUUGCUUUACAAACGGAUUGUGUUAGGUAUUGAACCGAGUUUUAUCCGGCUAUAUCACGUACGUUCGUUUGCCGUCUUCUUUCCUCUGAAGUCCAACCCAACUAAUAUUUUCUACGUAUCGACCGUCUGUGGACUACAGUACCUUGUAGACGUGCCCAAAAAGCUCCCAUUAAGUGAUGCAGAGGCUAUGAGUUCUAUUGGCAUCACAGCAAGUGAUCUACAACGGGCGGGUGAGAUAUCUGGCAGCAUGCCUGCUAUGCAGGAUAACAGCAUGAUCAACAUACAAAUCAGGGAUGGCAGAGACAGCAAGACAAUAAUAUUGAAGUUCAAAAAGACGGAUCCCAUGAGCAAACUACAUAAUUAUUACUGCAAGAAGCAAGGCAUAGCACCUUCGAAGGUCUCUUUCAGGUUCGACGGAGACAAGAUUAAGGGGAGUGACACAGCAGAAAAAUUAGAGUUAGAGGACGAUGAUCUUAUAGAUGCAAUAAUUUCGUGACGAAAAUCAGGGUACUCUGAGUCACAUUAAGUUACCCUCAGGCAGAGCGAAGUGGCGGUUAAACUUUUCG
This is a messenger RNA of Sphaeroforma arctica JP610, 616 nucleotides long. RefSeq lists its product as hypothetical. Bases 1 to 546 code for a protein of 181 amino acids. The transcript has 2 exons. Gene Ontology annotation, biological process: cytokine production; positive regulation of transcription by RNA polymerase II. The record is from RefSeq and is a predicted model, not a curated record. NCBI's taxonomy places the organism in Eukaryota, Ichthyosporea, Ichthyophonida. Gene Ontology annotation, molecular function: protein binding.